AUGCCUGCUGCAAGUCGAGAAACAGACAUUUACAGGCGGGAUGCAAAACUUGACCACACCCUGUUAACUCCAGCUGAACGAGAAAAGCUCAUAGAGCCGUAUCUCCCGGAACCUCCAUUGAAACCUUCUUCACGACGCAGGAAGAAUGGCAAACUUGCAGGUAUCCCAACCGAUGGAAGGGGCCACUCACGGUUGGGCGUCCGAAAGUUCCUAAAACACCACUUACACCUCCUUGUGUACACGAUAAUACACGCGGUAUUCUCGAUUUACAUUCGAUUUCGCCAGGCCUACCAUGGGGUUAAGGACCGGAUACUGGCUAUUUUAUACUACCAUCACCGAACACCUGAGCUCAUACAAAAGGAUGUCAAAGGGUUGAGUCGGUUACCAAAACACCUCUCUAUUAUAUUGACGCUUCAGGAUGGCGGGAGAGGUGGUGCUGGCUUAGAAGCCCUUGUGGACGAAGUUGCGGAGAUUGCAGCUUGGUGUGCUUGUACUGGGAUACCAAUGCUUUCGGUUUACGAGAAGACUGGCAUACUGAAGGGCUACAUACCUGCAACUCAUAGGGCGAUAUCGCGAAAGCUCUCAUCGUACUUUGGUCCCGAACACCCGGCCGUCUUGUUGCGAGCUCCCCAUAUGCCUUCUAUAGAAUCCGCCGCGGGUACGCCCGUGAACGGCACUCCCGCGCCUAGCCCGGCUGUAAAAAACUUGAAUAUCCUUCUACUUUCAGCGGAGGAUGGUCGCGACUCAUUGGUGGACCUCACAAAGACUCUCGCAGAGAUGUCGCAGCGCUCGAAACUGUCAUCGAAAGACAUAAGCGCUGAUCUAGUUGAUGCCGAGAUUUCAGAGAGUGUCAUGGGAGAGCCGGAUCUAUUGGUCCUAUUUGGACCAACCGUUGAACUGUCAGGAUAUCCUCCCUGGCAAGUUCGACUUACGGAAAUUUUUCACGUGCAAGAUAAUCAGGACGUCGGGUAUCAGGUGUUUCUACGGGCAUUAUAUAAUUACGCAAAUGCCCAGAUGCGAUUUGGGAGGUAG
Molecule: messenger RNA, 1032 nt
Organism: Venustampulla echinocandica
Lineage: Eukaryota; Fungi; Ascomycota; Leotiomycetes; Helotiales; Pleuroascaceae
Product: putative NUS1 putative nuclear undecaprenyl pyrophosphate synthase
Exons: 3
Coding region: 1-1032 (343 amino acids)
Cellular component (GO): dehydrodolichyl diphosphate synthase complex; endoplasmic reticulum membrane
Molecular function (GO): ditrans,polycis-polyprenyl diphosphate synthase [(2E,6E)-farnesyl diphosphate specific] activity
Source: RefSeq, a predicted model, not a curated record